AUGGGGAGAAAGGAAUUGUUAGCAGUCUUGUGCUGGCUGACGUUAAGUCAAACAUCAGCAAAAGCCGUGGAGACAGCAUACGGUGUUGGAUUUAUAGACAAUAUAAGUGCUGAAAGUGGUCCUCGCCUCUAUAGAAAUGUUCCGAUCGGUGUUUAUGCUAGUGCAACCCCUUACGCUUCCUAUUCAUUUCAUGCUCCCACGUUUCUGGCGCCAAAAAGCAAUCAAAUGAUACCUGUUCAGGAGGAAAGCGUUGUAGUGCAGAAUUCAAAUGGUUUUCUGAAGGAUUCUUAUGGACAAAGAUUCGUGGAAGCUCCACAGACUGUAGCAUACAAAGCGACAUUUCCUCAGCAAUAUGUGCAGUUACAAAACCUUCCAGCACACCUCAGUCAACCAUUAGUCGCCACUGGACAUAACUUCCAGUAUGGGCAAGCAACACCACAUUUUUUUGGACAGACUCAAUUAAGAGUGCCACAUUUGCAGACCUUAACCCCUUCAACUAUACAUCAAUAUACAGCAUCGCAGCCAAUUAUAUAUGCGAACAAUGUCAGAAGCUUUUCUCCGUCGUCAGUGCCUUAUCAAGUUAAUGGAAAUUCAUUAUCGCAACAACAACCCUCUAGCAAUAAGAAUGUUUACGUUAACAGUCUUACCGCAGAACAUUUCAAUAAAUUGCAGAAUGAACCAAAAUUCCAACGCAUACAAGAAGAACAUAAAAUUUCAUCAGCAGCUAGUAAUCACAAUAAUAAACAGAGUCAACCACAGAUUGCCCAAAAAAAUAAACUGCAGUUUGUUCAAGCCCCAAAAGAAACAAGUUUUACUACAGUGACAAACGGAAAGAAAACUAUAGUUAAUUUGAUUACCAAACCGCCACUUCCAUUGCUAGACUUGACUUUGCUAGAACCUUUGACGUUUAAAAAUCCCUUAGUGCCCCAAGUGCAGCAUUUUUUGCCAAGAAUAAAUCAAGUUACAUAUAAAAAGUUACCCGAAAUCAAUGAAGUUAAAAAACAUCAGAUGGAAUUCGUAGUACAAAACACAAAGUCCUAUGAUAGUGGACUCAUAAAGGCAAAGCCGAAAAUUGAGGUACCGAAAAAGAAGCAGAAAAAACAACCACCUCAAAACGAUAAUAGAGAUGAAGAAGAAGUGCAUCCGAAGCCAAGUGUUUCCCACGAAAAUCCUAAUGAAAGGCCUGAAAUUUCUUAUGAAAUAAAUUCACCUAAUUACAAAGAAACUUAUUCAGAACAAAAAAUGAGCUAUAAUAAAGAGACAGAAUCUGAACCUGUGAAUAUUAGUUAUGAAAAACAAACUCAAAACGAACCCGUACACUAUUCUUAUGAAAAACAAACUGAUAAGAAGCCAGUACAUUACAGCUUUGUACAUAAUUCUAAUGAACCGGUUAAACACAAACAAGUGCAUUAUGAGAAUAAUGAAGAUAGACCAAAACAGCUUAUCUAUAAUUUCAAUGCUGAAGAACAUAACGAUAAACGUCGUCCAUCUCCGACUCAAAAUCAAGAAGGGUCUUCUGAAGAUAGUUCUGAAGAAGAAGAAACUGAAAAAGAGGAAGUACACCCGAGGUUUGUACAAGACAAUAAUCGUCAAGAAUAUUACAAUGAUGUACCAACGCACUAUUACAGUAGACCAGAGCAAAGAGACCAAACGUAUAUACAUAAAUCUAACGAUGGCUCUUCUGAAGUUGAUCACAGUGCGCACCAAAGAGUUUCUCAUAAAUCGAGACAAAAUGAUGAGCAGCAUUUUCAACCUAUCAUUCCUGAAUAUGAGGAAGAUAUAACAAUACUUCCAACGCAUAAGCCUCACGCUUCCGUUCAUUCUGAACAACAACAAAAUCGUCAUCAUCAUAGUAAGCACAGUAAUCAGCAUGUACCACAAAAUGAACAACGUCAUUAUGAAUAUUCGUCAAUGCCUGUUGUGCGCGAAAAAACGGAACGAAUUAUUAUUAAAGAGGGAACCACUUCUGAAGUUCAUAAACCAAACAAUGAGUUAAUGGCGGAAAUGGUAAAAAAACAGGAGGAAAGUGAAGAAGAUUUUGAAAAAGCUUAUAAAGAUGCAGCCUAUGGAUUCCCAGCAUUCAAUGCACCUUCGGUUGAUAUCGAGAAAGAAAUUUAUAACCCUGAGUCAUACGGCGCCUCUCGGUAUCAUAAGGAUUAUAAUGUAGAAAAAAGUCCAUUACGUCAAUAUGAGGCAGAUGGUGAUGAAUAUCCAAAAGAAACACGAUCACAAUAUAAAGAUGCCCGAGACAAGACGAUGGAGGAAUAUUUCUUAGAUUAUGCAGUGAGUAGACCCGAAAGUCUUCUCGAUCGAUACAAGAAAAAAGAAGACUAUUAUAAAACGUAUACGCAACAGAAGCCUGAUCACUAUUUUGUUAGUGACAAUGAGGAUAAAAAUCAAAAAGCGAAAUUCACGACCUUACAUUCUUACGGAUAUCAUGCAAAGCCCCAACAAAAACAGCAAUUAAUUAAAUAUAGAGCUGUCCCACAUUUUGAGGAAUAUAAUUACGCCAAGGAAGCGCCGCGAGAUAAUUCCGCGUACGACACGCGACCGCAUCAGCUAUAUAAAAGUAAAACUCAGUUCGUAGAACCGCAAUAUCAAUAUGGAUUUGAGCCUUUGUCAUUACCACGCUUACUAGAUAGUGAACUAGCCGCGAUGGCUAGUAACGAUAGUCCUAAAAGUGAGAAGGUGGAAUCGAAAAAAAAAAUUUACAAGACGAAUUGGUAUUUGAAGAAAACUAGUUCCAAAGGCGGGAAAACGGGAAGUUGAUAGCAUACAUUUUAUUUA
Nymphalis io (European peacock) is the source of this 2787-nucleotide messenger RNA. RefSeq names its product GATA zinc finger domain-containing protein 10-like. The transcript is spliced from 2 exons. The record is from RefSeq and is a predicted model, not a curated record. NCBI's taxonomy places the organism in Eukaryota, Metazoa, Arthropoda, Insecta, Lepidoptera, Nymphalidae. The coding region runs from base 1 to 2769 and encodes 922 amino acids.